AUGAACUCCACUUCACCACAAUUUCUUGUGAGAGACACAUUCACAACAGCCUUUGUGAAAAACUUAAUUGUGGUGCUCCUGUUGGUCAUCCUCAACUACAUCAAUGGCAGCCUGGUGGCCACCUUCCUGAGGAACCAGGUGUUCUACGAGGACCCGCGCUAUAUCCUGUUCAUCCACAUGGUCAUCAACGACGCCGUCCAGCUCACGGUCACCAUCACCCUGUUUGUUUUGAGCUACAUAUUCUACACCAUUAACGUCUCCUUCUGCUGCUUCUUCAUCCUGGUGGCUGUAUUCACCACCCGCAACACGCCCGUCAACCUGGCCGGCAUGGCCAUCGAGCGCUACAUCGCCAUCUGCGACCCUCUGCGCCACGCACAGAUCUGCACUGUCCACCGCACCUACGUCCUCAUCGGCCUCAUCUGGCUGGUCUGCGUGGUCCCCGCCAUCACCGACCUCUUCGUCACCCUGGCGACCGAGCCCGUGAGCUUCUUCCACGCCGCCGUGUUCUGUAUCCGGCCCAACAUCUUCAAGGACCCCGUGCUGCUGUACAAGCGGCAGGCCUUCGACGCACUCUACUUUUCGCUGGUCUUCUUCACACUUGUCUACACUUACCUGCGCAUUCUAUUUGCGGCACGGGCGAUGUCCUCCGACAUCAGGUCUGCACAGCGUGCCCGCAACACCAUCCUUCUGCACGGGGCCCAGCUGCUCAUGUGCAUGCUCUCCUACAUCUCACCCAGUGUGGACCUGCUCAUGACCAGGGUCUUCCCCAGCAAGAUCCUGGAGAUCCGCUACGCCAACUACCUGAUCGUCUACAUUUUCCCACGCUUUCUGAGCCCCAUCAUAUAUGGGGUCAGAGACAAAAAGUUCCGGAAGUAUUUGAAAAGGUACUUUGUGUGCAAGCAGUGCAGUUCAGAAGUUCAGCAUGAGGGAGAGGAAGACAAAAUGGCAUAG
Clupea harengus (Atlantic herring) is the source of this 951-nucleotide messenger RNA. Its product is annotated as odorant receptor 131-2-like. Gene Ontology annotation, biological process: detection of chemical stimulus involved in sensory perception of smell; G protein-coupled receptor signaling pathway. Lineage: Eukaryota; Metazoa; Chordata; Actinopteri; Clupeiformes; Clupeidae. Gene Ontology annotation, molecular function: odorant binding; G protein-coupled receptor activity; olfactory receptor activity. Gene Ontology annotation, cellular component: membrane. The record is from RefSeq and is a predicted model, not a curated record.